Messenger RNA from Saccoglossus kowalevskii, 1357 nucleotides. RefSeq names its product somatostatin receptor type 1-like. The record is from RefSeq and is a predicted model, not a curated record. Gene Ontology annotation, cellular component: plasma membrane; neuron projection. NCBI's taxonomy places the organism in Eukaryota, Metazoa, Hemichordata, Enteropneusta, Harrimaniidae. Gene Ontology annotation, molecular function: G protein-coupled opioid receptor activity; neuropeptide binding. Gene Ontology annotation, biological process: neuropeptide signaling pathway.
UGACAUAGUUUCUUUCUAUUCACUUUAUUGUAAGUAUGGGUACUAGAAGCGAUAGUAGAUUAACUGAUUGGUUCUUAACUACGCUUUGAAUUCAGGCUGACUCAUCUUAGUACUGUGUGCGUAAACUACGACUACACGACACUUCGUCGGCGGUGCAACAAUGAAUAUCUCGCAAUCGAAUAUAACAUCACCUGUCGGCGAUGACCAUUUACACGGUAGCGGGAUUGCCAUCUACAUCCCGGUAGUGUACAGCAUCGUUUUCAUCGUGGGUCUCAUCGGGAAUUCACUCUUGUUAUAUCUGCUUGUGAAAUAUACAAAACUGAAAUCGGUUUCAAACAUUUUUAUUUUUAAUCUCGCUAUCGCUGACAUUCUGUUCAUGGUCGGAUUGCCGUUCCUAGCCUACGCGCUCGCAUCGCCCUCAUGGAAUCUUGGAACCGCCGUGUGCAAAAUCGUGCUUUCCAUCGAUGGACUUAACCAGUUUACGGGGAUCUACCUUCUCACUGUGAUGAGCGUGGAUCGAUACAUAGUAUUUGUCCACCCAAUGAAGACAAUGGCUUUCCGGACGGCGACGAAGGCUAAGCUAGUAGCGUUAUGUGUCUGGAUAUUCUCAUCGAUUGUUAUUUUUCCGCUCUUGCUUUACUCGAAGUUGGCGGAGUCAUCGAAAUCGACUUACGCGUGCACAGUAGUAUUCCCUCAGUACUUUAAUAGAACCGCCUUUCUCAUCUACACUUUCAUUUUGGCCUUUGUUUUGCCGUUGUUGAUCAUAAUCACGUGUUAUUUGUUGAUAUCAUUAGAGCUGAGGCGGAGCCGAGGGCCUGCUAUUAAAACUAACGCAAAAAAAUCCUCACAGAAGGUGAUUAAGAUGGUUAUACUUUACGUGACGAUUUUCAUUGUGUGUUGGCUACCGUUUUACGUUAUCCAAUUCACUUACAUGUUCCAUGUUGACCAAUCAAAACCACCAUCGCAAAGCUUCUUUGUUCUCUAUCUAACCAGCAUAUGUUUGAGUUACGCAAACAGCGCCAUCAAUCCUUAUAUUUAUACACUUUCUACGGGGGCGUUCCGUCGCAAUAUACAACAGUCAAGAAGGAAACAGUACAAAAUUGUCUAUAGCAAAAACGCAAGUGUGAGUAAAUCCAACGAAAAAAAUGGCACCGCAAAAAAUAAUAACGUUAAGAAGUCCAUAAUCCUGAAGACCUCUGAUGAAAUCGCAGUAUAAUGACUUUCCGAACAGGUAUUUAGGAUUAAUAUAACAGAACACCAUUUGGAUCUUCUCUGUCGUGUUCGAUACUCAUCGACUCAUAUUUCGCUUGUUGACCGCUCACAAUCUCUCAAAUCACAGAUUUCUGAUCGUAAUCAG